This is a messenger RNA of Brenthis ino (lesser marbled fritillary), 537 nucleotides long. Lineage: Eukaryota; Metazoa; Arthropoda; Insecta; Lepidoptera; Nymphalidae. The record is from the annotation of a GenBank genome assembly.
AUGUCUUUUCAAUCUCCAAUGCCUAGCAGAGAAUUUUUGUGGGAUAUCUUCAGAAGGGUAGAUAAAGACAGGAGUGGGUAUAUAUCUGCAGAUGAAUUACAGCAAGCAUUAUCAAAUGGUACAUGGAAUCCAUUCAAUCCAGAAACAGUGCGACUCAUGAUAGGUAUGUUUGACAAACAAAAUAGAGGAGUUAUAUCGUUUGAGGAUUUUGGAGCUCUAUGGAAGUAUGUGAGCGAUUGGCAAAAUUGUUUCCGUUCUUUUGACAGAGACAGUUCGGGAAAUAUUGAUAAAGUUGAAUUAAAAAAUGCCCUCACAGCAUUUGGAUACAGACUGUCUGAUGAAAUUGUCAACAUUAUGGUGCAAAAGUUUGACAGAUUUGGUAGAGGGACCAUACUGUUUGAUGACUUUAUUCAAUGCUGUAUCACUUUAUAUACCUUAACAUCAGCUUUUCGUCAGUUCGAUACUGACCAAGACGGAGUCAUCACCAUACACUAUGAGCAGUUUCUCAAAAUGGUCUUCGGACUCAAGUGUUGGCCG